This is a messenger RNA of Rhopalosiphum padi (bird cherry-oat aphid), 2265 nucleotides long. RefSeq lists its product as uncharacterized. The record is from RefSeq and is a predicted model, not a curated record. Lineage: Eukaryota; Metazoa; Arthropoda; Insecta; Hemiptera; Aphididae. The transcript has 3 exons. The coding region runs from base 165 to 1691 and encodes 508 amino acids.
CGUCUCGUUACGUUCGUCUCAGUGGCAUAUCUAACCUCCUCCCGCUCGCGCGAAAACGUCUUGAAUUCCGAGCCAGUUCGCUUAGUCCGCGACCACCAGUAGGGCUAUUACCACCCGUGUUCACAUCCUGCCAGAGUAUUCGACCGCCGUGGCUACAACAAAAGAUGGCGCUAAAGAUAUGGACAUUUCUGUUAGUAAUGUCGCUGCCGGCUGCUGAGCGUGGACGCAGUUUCGGUUCAUUGGCGGCUACAGUAUUGGGCAAUAUCGAUUACCACCAAAUCCAACAAAAACUGUUCAUUCCCAACAGCAUCGGCGACGGUGGCGAUAUAAUAAUUCGGCCUCCUGCUGUGCCGCCGACCUUGUGGUGGACUGGCCAUCGGAUGGACAAGCGGGCCGCCCCUAAGAUAACCAACAAGAAUCCGUUCGCGGCGGUGGCGGCCGCGUCUUCGACCACACCGUUGGCCGACGGUCGGUGCAUGGCCCGCGUGCAAUCCGCACUCGGCGACAUGAUGUCUGCGGCGACUGGCGUUAAAAACGGGAACCGACGUCAUACCGCCGUCCCGCAGUCGCUGUCCGGUUUCAUGGACCUGUCCGGUUACGCGCUACACCAACGGUUGCGGACGGCGCCCGGCGCCGAAAUGUACGUGACCGGAAUGCGCGCCAAAGUGAUGCCGCCACGUGACGCCGCCGCCGCGGAAUCCUCACCGAGCGGCGCCGACGCCGGUGGCGGCGGUGUGGGUGGCGACCGUUCGUGGGCUCGGGUUGACGGGUGUCGGUACGAUCCGCUUGGCAACACGCUCGAGGCGCGCAUGCGGUUCGGCCGCACGUUGAUGGUGUCCGGCUCGGUGCGGCUAUUGUACGGCGGUGGUGGCGGCGGCGGCGAAACCGGAUGUGACAUGACGCUGCGUCUCAGGCCCCGAGCCGGUUUGGGAUUUACGGCCGCGCCGCUCACCGUGCCGGAAAAAUCGCCGCCCAACCGGCUGACGGCCAUGCCAACGAUGACCAUUCGCACAACGGCCACGUUCAUAGAUCCCGAACCCGCCGACGACCCGGCCGGCGCGUACGUGAGCGUCCACUCUUACAACUGCGUGGGCGGGGCGGCGGGAUUCCCCGGCAACAGGGAACGGCCGGUGGCGAUGGCCGCUUCGUCUGAUCACUACGAACAGUUUUUGUCGUCCGAAUUGGGCGGCGGCACUAGCGACGAACUGCUGAUGUCGGCCGGCGGCGAAACCGACGUGGACGUGGACGACGGCGGCACAGAGUCUAACAGCAGCGGUCAGGGCGACGAACGUAGUGGUCGGCGCCCGUCGUCGGCGUCGUCCUCCUCUACGUCAGCGUCCGACGAAACCGCACCCGCCGAUAACCCGCCCGUUUCGGUCGACUUCCCCUACGUCUCGGCCGGUUUCGUCAACCCACCGGCACCCAGCCCGGAACCCAGGCUCCACAGGAUACAGUACCACAACAAACUACCCCAGCACCCGCUGUUGACCAUCGCGUCCUCCGCUGUCCCUGCGGUCAACGGUCCACAACACCAGCAGGCGCAGGCGCAGGAUCAACUCCUCAUGGAAAUGGAAGACGUGUUCGUCCGCGGAGUUCGAUCCCUGUUGGCCAAACACAUGGAACGCACUCUGAAACCCGUCUUGAAGGACUCGCUCAUGGCCAACAUGGGCUACACAGUGUCGUACGGUUGACAUAUUUUAUUGUGUCGUUACACCGCAUGCGCAGUGUACACAUUACCCUAAAUUUUUUUAUUUUUUUAUUUUUUUAUUUUUUUUAUAUAAUUUAUAUAUAUAUAUAUAAACUUUAACCGGUUAGUCAAUAUUAUAUAGUACCUAUAUAUGACUACAUAUUAUACAAUGCAAUAACUUAUUUUGAAAUAUGUAUAUGUUUAACACAAACUAUGUUAACGAUCGAUUCUGUUUGUGUUGCUUAAAAACAAUACUAACGAUGGAAAUCGUGUCAAACAUAUUAUUAUUAUAUGUUGUAUUAUUUUUAUAAAAGGUGUUUUUAUAUCAUACACAAAUAUUGUUUAGAUUCUGCCAUUGAGAAUGCAUCAUUAAAUUAAUAUAAUACAUCACCAUACUUGAGUGUUAUAAAAAUAAACAAGUUCUGAAAACCGUCGUACCUAUAUGUCAUAACGGUUAUUGAGGCAAUAAGACAAGUUAUAUUGAUGUAAAAAGAUUACUAGUAAAACUGCACUUUUAAUAUUUGUGACCAAAUCGGUUUUUGUAAUAAUACAUUAUUAAACUAUCAAUAUUAUAUCAA